This is a messenger RNA of Drosophila ficusphila, 2438 nucleotides long. RefSeq names its product carboxypeptidase B. The coding region runs from base 998 to 2329 and encodes 443 amino acids. Lineage: Eukaryota; Metazoa; Arthropoda; Insecta; Diptera; Drosophilidae. The transcript is spliced from 5 exons. Gene Ontology annotation, biological process: proteolysis. The record is from RefSeq and is a predicted model, not a curated record. Gene Ontology annotation, molecular function: metallocarboxypeptidase activity; zinc ion binding.
AUCGCUUCCGGCUGUUUUGGGCCCGUGACCUUGUCCGUUUUUGGCCAAAAUCGAAAGUUCAGUGCUCCAACCUGUGUGGCCCAUUUGGGGGUACAGACACGAGCACAUCUUGAACUUUCAAAUCGAACCGCCACAGAACACUCAUCAUCAUGACAUUAGGAAGCCUCAAGCAUACGGGUUCCUCUAUAAAAACCAGAAAAUAAACAAGCAACGGCUUCAGAAUCGAUUCACUAACCGCCAUAUGCGGAUGCAAAACCAGCAAAAGAAAAAAAAACAUAAUCCAGCGAGAACAAAUUGUUAGUGCGACAGAAAAGUGAUCAAAUUAUAGAGAACAAGUUUUCGGUUAUUUUAACGAUACAGAACCAAAUCACUUAAAGAAAAGAAAAAGUUCAAAUUAAAGGGAGUCGAACCGGUGAAUAAAUUAUGCAAAAAUAACAAGAAGUUCUUAUCCGACCACCGAAUUAUUUAUAUAGAGCCGACGCGUGCCCAAAAUCUCGUCUCGUGACGCGAUCGCCGCUUUAUCGCUUCGGAACUUAUAUAAACUGGUCGCUGAGCCCGACCUUGACACUCACUUUUCUAAACAAUCAACUCGGAUCCGAGACUAUUUUUUGGUCUCUGCCUUUUUGGCCAGCAUCUCGUCUUCUUUCUCGGUCGCUUUACAAACCGCCCGUCAGUCUUCCGCCGGACCGGAGAUGGAACGCACGGAUCGCGUCCGCUGAGCUGUGAAUUAUAAUAUUUCCCCGAAAACCGAAACCCCAAACCCAAAACCCAAACCAGCCAGCUAAUCGCUUCAACUAAAAGCUCUCGAAGACUCUUGCCUAAUAGCCACAAGUGCAGCGUGCAAACAAUAAGACAAACAGCCAAACAAAAGUGCAAAGAAAAAAAUAAAUACAUUAAAAACGUGUGCUUGUCCAUGCAACUGCAUAUUUUAAUACAUAAUUAGCCAGAGAUCGUGGAAGCAUCUCAGUGGAAGUGAAUAUAGUAUACGAGUACAUAUAUGGCAAAAAUGUGGCAGGGAAUCGUGUGGAGCUUGACUUUCUGCCUCGUCGGAUUGGCGGGUUUUGGCCUCGGCAACAACUUGGCCGGCUACGAAGGCUACACCAAAUAUACAGUGCAACAUGGUGAUGAAAGCGCCUUCAAAUACAUGGUGGACCUGCAGACGAAUGACUCUGAGUUGGACUUCUGGCUCCUGACGAGGAACUCCUCUGUUCUCACAGUGAGCCCCAAGCGGAAGAACCAGUUCGAGGCUCGUCUCUCCAGUUUGGGAGUCAGCUACGAGAUGCAGCCACUCAUGGAGCUGAUGGCAGCCCUAAAGGCAAAUAGUUCCUAUGCCGAGGAUGACUUCGAUGGGGAGUACGAGGAGUGCCAGCAGGGGGAUUGCGAGGAGGCAGAGCGCCCUCGUCGCAGGACUCGUCGCCAGGCUCGUGGGUUCUUCUCUCACUAUCCUCGCUAUCACGAGGUCCUCAGCUUCAUGAGCGGACUGGCCGCCAGAUAUCCCCAGUACUGCCGAUACGAGUCCCUGGGUCACUCCAACGAGGGUCGGCACAUAGCUGCUCUCUCGAUUUCCCUGAACAGCAGGGUCCGUCCACGUCGAGUGGCCUAUAUCCAGGCAGCCACCCACGGAAGGGAGUGGAUCACCACGCAGACGGUCCUCUACUUGGCCUACGAACUGCUGAGCAACUUGCGCGCCUUCACAAGAGUUCUGCAGGAUGUGGAGAUUUUCCUGGUGCCACUCGUCAAUCCCGAUGGCUAUGAAUACACCCACACGACGGAUCGUUUCUGGCGCAAGAACCGCCAUCGCUAUGGAGGUCACUCCUGCUCGGGUGUGGACAUCAACCGGAACUUUGGAAACCAUUGGAACUACCAGGGCGCCAGCCAGAACCUCUGCUCGGAGGUGUACUCGGGCACUUCGCCCAAUUCGGAACCGGAGACCUCGGCCGUGGUGCGAUAUCUGGAAUUCAAUCGGCACCGUGUGAAACUCAGCCUGGAUGUUCACUCAUUUGGCAAAUUCAUUUUUUAUCCCUACGGCUAUGCGAAGAACACUGUACCACCGACCGUGGGAACGUUGCGUUCGGUGGCUCUGAGGGCCGCCAACCAAAUCGGGCGGUACCGCGGUACCCGCUACACAACCGGAACCUCUGCCUCCAUUUUGUACGAGGCCUCCGGCAGUUUGGAUGACUUCGCCUAUGGCAACCUGGGUAUCCCCCUGUCCUACACGAUAGAGCUGCCCGGUGACGAGUUCCACGUGCCCGCCCACGACAUCAUCCACGUCUGCAAGGAGACAUUCGCCGGCUUCAUCGAGUUCAUCCGCCACGUGAGCCUCUACUAAGCGGGCUUUUAUUCCCCAAACUGUUUAAGUAAUUGAAUUUAUUUGUUUGUUAAAAUUAAAAUAAUUAGUUCUCUCGUUGUUAGGCAUUAAAGAAACGUAUAUUGAACAA